AUGCCGAUCAAGCAGGAGCUUGGCUGCACCGAGUGGGAAGGUGGCGGCCACCAGUGCCCCGAGGGCUCCAGUCCUGCUCGGUGCGCGCUGCGCACCGCACGGCCGAGCCCGGACCCGCGUGGGACGGCGCUGCCGGGGCAAACCCGCCCGCGGCUCCUGCCGUGCCCGGUACCCAGGGCACCGCUGCCGCUCCUCUCCUCCGGCCCCGUACGCCCCCCUCCCUCCAUCCCCUCGUGGUUUGCGGUCUGCUCCGCGCCGGCGGCUCCGUCCCCGCCGCCCCGGGGCUUCCGGAGGAGCCAGCGCCGCGGCCGCGGGGCGGGUGGCGGCGGCGGCCGGCAGCGAUGGCUGCGGGGCACCGCGGCCAGGCUGGUCCCGGCGGGCGGCCCUGCGUGCGGGGCAGCCCCGCGCUCCUUGCCCGCCGUGCCGGGACCGCCGCGGGGUGCGCGAGGGCCGCGCUCCGGCUCCGCCCGAGGUAACCCCGCCGCCGCUGCCCCCCGGCCCGGCCCGACCCGACCCGACCCGAUCCAAGCCGUCCCGGCCCCGCACCUGCCCCCGGCGCCGGGCCCGGCGAGGGGGCGGCUCCGCCGGCCGCCAGUCACCGCCCCCCGCGCGGCGCGCCCGCCCCCGGCCCCGCUGCCAAACCCCCCGCCCGCCUCUCGGCGGAGCCCCCGGUCGGUGCGGCCGCCGGUGCCGGUGCCCCCGCGCCGGGCGGUGCGGAGCGCAGCGCUGUCCGCCGCGGCCGCCCCUCCGCAGCUGUGCCGCUCUGAGCCGCGGGGCCGGCGCUGCGGGCAGCGCAGUCUCUCCGGACGCGGGGCCGCCGCCGCACCGAAACUUUUGUUGGCCGGGUGCGCGGUGCAGGGCUGCGGGCCGGGCGGAGCGGGGCGCGGGGGCCGCGCCAGGAGCCGUGGCACUGCCCGGCGGGCCGGGCCAGGCCGGGCCGGGGCGGGCCAGGCCGGGCAGGGCCGUGCCCCGGCGGGCAGGCCCGUGCCCCGGCGCUGCAGCGCCCUCUGCCGGCGGAGCGCGGCCCCGGGGGCUCCCCCUCCCCAAAACAGGGACCCUCCCUCGCCUCACGAGCGCUGUGGGUGCUCGGCCUCGCCACGGCUGCGCCCAGGGAACACGUGGGGCUUUGGUCUCCGGUGUGGGAACCCGGGGCUGCAGUAUGCCAUGGAAAUGAGGAUCGGGGAGAUCUCUUCAACUGAAAGAACUAUAUGCACUGACGCAGCCUCAGGAAAACCCGCAAUGGCUGCCAAGCGCAAAGGCGGCCUGAAGCUAAAUGCCAUCUGUGCCAAGCUGAGCCGCCAAGUCGUCUUCGACCACGGGGGAGCCGAGCAGGCACGUGCGGACAAGGGGCCACAGCAGGAGAGCAGCAACAAGGACCUGCCCCAGCCUGGGACCAAAGAGCUGGGGACAGAGUUUUCAGAUGGACUCAGCUGCGUGCAGAAGAUCGAGGAGGACAAAAGGAGGGAGGUGAUCGAGAAGUGGGUGAACGGGGAGUACAAUGAGGAGCCCUUGCUGGGGCGAGCAGAGGGCAAGGAAUGUAAGAGCACCGAGAGCCCAGAGGUGCCCCCUGAAGGGGUUUACAUGGUGCAGCCCAAGGGCUGCAGCGACGAGGAAGAUAACGGGGACGAGGCAGACGCUCUGAGGGGCUCACAGGAUGGCAACUUCUUGGAUGACAGGGAUUCAGAUGGGCCAGCAAAGGACGAUGCCUACCGGUCCUCCAGUGGCGAACCAGGCUCCAAGCUGGGGGCAGGAACCACCUCAGGGGAAGCUUCAUCACUGCGGGAUUACGCCGCCACCACCAUGAACGAGUUCCUGGGCAUGUUUGGCUACGACGACCAGAACAUGCGGGACGAGCUGGCGCGCAAGAUCAGCUUCGACAAGCUGAACGCUGCUACCUCAGAGGCCACCGCCGCCGCCGCCGCCGCCGCCUCUCUCCCCGGCGAAGAUGCCAUGAGCAAACGAGCCCGCUUCUCCAAGUACGAGGAGUACAUCCGCAAACUGAAGGCUGGAGAGCAGCUCUCGUGGCCCAUGCACUUGGCCAAAUCUGAGGAGUUGGGCUCCAAGCUGGGAAAAGAGCCGUCCUCAGUGCUGGCACAGCCCAUUCGCGUGCCAGGUCCAGACGCCUCCAUGCUGACGGAGACCAAAGCCACCAUCCUGCCACUGCCCUCUCCCAGCAGUUCCCAGAUGCAGGGCCUGAUGUCACGGGCCUCCAAAUACGACUUCUUCAUUCAAAAGCUGAAGACGGGUGAGAGCAUCAGGCCACAAAAUGGCAACACUUACAAGAAGGCCUCCAAGUAUGACCUAGAAAAUGUCAAGUACUUGCACCUUUUCAAGCCUGGGGAAGGAAGCCCAGAUAUGGGAGGAGCCAUCGCCUUCAAGACAGGCAAGGUAGGCCGGCCUUCCAAGUAUGAUGUGAGGAACAUUCAGAAGCUUACUCCAGUCAAAGCUCCAGUCCCCAGCCUGGCCCCUGCUUCCCUCACCAGUACCCCCAGCAGCACUCCGGUGGCCGGGCCAGAGCAGUCCAUCUCAUUGCCAUUCAACACUCCUGAGUACCUGAAAUCAACUUUCUCCAAGACAGACUCCAUCACAACUGGAACAGUCUCUACAGUAAAGAAUGGAUUACCCACUGACAAACCGGCCGUCAGCGAAGACGUAAAUAUUUACCAGAAGUAUAUUGCCAGGUUCUCUGGCAGUCAGCACUGUGGACACAUACACUGCGCCUACCAGUACCGGGAGCAUUACCACUGCCUGGACCCCGAGUGCAACUACCAGAGAUUCACCAGUAAGCAGGAUGUGAUUCGGCAUUACAACAUGCACAAGAAGCGCGAUAACUCCCUGCAGCACGGCUUCAUGCGCUUCAGCCCCCUGGACGACUGCAGCGUGUACUACCACGGCUGCCACCUGAACGGGAAGAGCACCCACUACCACUGCAUGCAGGUGGGUUGUAACAAGGUCUAUACAAGCACCUCUGAUGUGAUGACCCACGAGAACUUUCACAAGAAGAACACGCAGCUCAUCAACGACGGGUUCCAGCGGUUCCGUGCCACGGAGGACUGCGGCACCGUGGAAUGCCAGUUCUACGGGCAGAAAACCACUCACUUCCACUGCAGGAGACCUGGGUGUACAUUCACCUUUAAGAACAAGUGUGACAUUGAGAAGCACAAGAGCUACCACAUCAAAGAUGAUGCCUAUGCCAAGGAUGGCUUCAAGAAGUUCUACAAGUACGAGGAAUGCAAGUAUGAGGGCUGUGUCUACAGCAAGGCCACCAACCACUUCCACUGCAUAAGGGCAGGCUGUGGUUUCACCUUCACCUCCACCAGCCAGAUGACUUCCCAUAAACGCAAACACGAGCGCCGGCACAUCCGGAGCUCAGGAGUGCUGGGCCUGCCUGCCUCACUCCUGGGCUCCAAGGAAAAUGAGCAAGAGGAGUCCAGUAACGAUGACCUUAUUGACUUCUCUGCCAUGAGCUCCAAGAACUCCAGCCUGAGUGCCUCCCCGACCAGUCAGCAGUCUUCCGUUUCUCUCAUCGUCCCAGCUGCACCCUCCUCUGCGGCUGAGCUUGCUUCCUCACAGGCCGCCAAGUCUGCCAACAGCAUGACACCAGCCACAAAGAUCUCUGGCCUGCUUUCCCAGGCUCUUCCUAGCAAUAUACCCUUGGCCCUGGCACUCUCCAACUCAGCACUUCCUGGAACAGCUGGAUCCUUCUUCCCCAUCAUCCCCAGUCGGGUCUCUACACCACUCCCUGCCAGCUCGGCUAAUCUGAUGACUGCUGGUUCUUCUGGCACCAAUCCAGCAUCAUCUGCUCCAACAGAUUCCUCAUCCCAGGCAGUUUCAGGAUCUGGUGAGCCAGUGGCUACUUCUUCGCCUGCUCCAGCAGCCUCUAUAAUGGAAAGGAUCUCUGCUAGUAAGGGAUUAAUCUCUCCUAUGAUGGCCAGGCUGGCAGCAGCUGCACUCAAGCCCUCUGUGGCACUUGAAGCAGGUAAUGGACAACCAGCACCUCCCGGACGGUUCAAUCCAGUCCAGGUGAAGCAGGAACCUGCGGAGGCCAUGGGACCGACAUCUGCCACCAGCCAGGACCCCUUGCAGGAGCACAGCUUGGACCUGAGUGUCAAGGACCACGGUAAUGAAUCAAAUGGCCACACAGUCUCAGCAAAUUCAUCUCUUUUAUCCUCGCUUAUGAAUAAGAUGUCCAAGACCAGUGCCAGCCUUGGCAACCUGCUGAACAUUAAGACAGAAGGCGAAGGCAGCCAGGCUGGGGCUGGGGAGCCAAACCAGUACCUGGGCAAGGCAGUGAAGGCUCUUGUCCAGGAGAAGCUCUCUGAGCCAUGGAAGAUGUACCUGCGCCGGUUUGGCACCAAGGAUUUCUGUGAUGCCCAGUGUGACUUCCUGCAUAAGGUGCAUUUCCACUGUGUGGUGGAGGAGUGUGGAGCCCUCUUCAGCACCCUGGAUGGAGCCAUCAAGCACGCCAAUUUUCACUUCCGAACUGAAGGUGGAACUGUGAAAAGCAACUCUGAGUCUCCCUUCUCAACUGCUACUGAGAAUAAAGCUUCACUGGCCCCUUCAUCACCAUCUGCUGCUUCUGCCACCAUGGCCAGUGCUCCUGCCCUUGACGUGCCCACUCCAAAUCCAGCUGCUAUGCCCUCUGCUCCCACACUACUUGCUUGGAAACAGCUGGCUUCAACCAUACCCCAGAUGCCUCAGAUCCCAGCAUCAGUGCCUAACCUGGCAGCUUCACCCUUGGCAACGACUUCCCUGGAGAAUGCCAAGCCUCAGGUCAAACCUGGAUUUCUUCAGUUCCAGGAGAAUGAUCCCUGCUUGGCAACAGACUGCAAGUAUGCCAACAAAUUCCACUUCCACUGUCUCUUUGGGAACUGCAAGUAUGUGUGCAAAACCUCUGGCAAAGCAGAAUCCCACUGCCUGGACCACAUCAACCCCAACAAUAAUCUGGUGAAUGUGCGAGACCAGUUUGCUUACUACUCCCUGCAGUGUCUCUGUCCAAACCAGCACUGUGAAUUCCGCAUGCGAGGGCAUUACCACUGUCUGCGUCCCGGCUGCUUCUUCGUGACUAACAUCACCACCAAGCUGCCCUGGCACGUGAAAAAGCACGAGAAGGCAGAGAGAAGGGCAGCCAACGGCUUCAAGUAUUUUACCAAGCGGGAGGAAUGUGGCAGACUAGGUUGCAAAUACAACCAGGUGAACAGCCACUUCCACUGCAUCCGAGAGGGCUGCCAGUUCUCCUUCCUGCUCAAGCACCAAAUGACAUCCCAUGCCAGGAAGCACAUGAGGAGGAUGCUGGGGAAGAACUUUGAUCGUGUUCCUACUCAGGUUAUUGGCCACACUCCAAGAAAUGAAAAUCUCCCCCAGGUUGGCAGCAUGGCACCCAGCCCAGCCUCAUCAGGAACCCCAGCUUCCUUUCAGGGACCCCCAAGCAUGAUGGACACUGAAACAGAAGAGUACAUGGAUUACACUGGCUGUAGCCCUGGGGGCAUCUCCUCUGAAUCUUCCAACAUGGACCGCAGCUGCUCCAGCACUCCAGUGGGCAAUGAAAGUACAUCAGCAGGCUGCCUGGUUCCUUCUACGGCUACUGCUGCUGCCGAUGAUGCAACCCACACUGCACCACAACCUCCACCACCAUCUCUGCCUCCAUCUUUCUCACAAGCCCUGCUUAGGUCUCCCCUCCCCACCCUCCCCUAUCUCUUCUCUCCAUCUUGUCUCUCGUACUCCCUGCUCAGUGCCACUCUGGGAGCCAGCAGAGGCAUUGUCAUGCCUGCCGCCAGCACCGCUGGGUUCUCGCCCAUCAUUGCCACUCCAACUCCAGUAAAAAGUGACGUUCCCUUAGUGCAGGAUGCAGCAGGGAACACCAUCACUAUGCCAACUGCCUCGGGGGCCAAAAAGCGUUUCUGGAUUAUUGAGGACAUGUCCCCAUUUGGCAAGCGCCGCAAGACCGCGUCCUCACGCAAGAUGCUGGAUGAAGGGAUGAUGCUGGAGGGAUUUCGGCGCUAUGACCUCUACGAGGACUGCAAGGACUCCAGCUGCCAGUUCUCUCUCAAGGUUACCCACUACCACUGCACACGGGAGAACUGUGGCUACAAGUUCUGCGGCCGUACCCAUAUGUAUAAGCAUGCCCAGCACCACGACCGUGUUGACAACCUAGUAUUGGAUGAUUUCAAACGCUUCAAGUCUUCACUGAGUUGUAACUUCCCAGACUGUCAGUUCUCUGGCAAUAGCACACACUUCCACUGUCUGCGCUGCGGCUUCCGCUGCACUGACAGCACCAAGGUGACGGCGCACCGCAAGCACCACGGCAAGCAGGACGUCAUCAGCGCCGCCGGCUUCUGCCAGUUCAGCUCCAGCGUGGACUGCGAGGUGCCUGACUGCAAGUACAAACUCAAAUGCUCCCACUUCCACUGCACCUACCCCGGCUGCAAGCACACGGUGGUGGGGAUGUCUCAGAUGGACUCUCACAAGCGCAAACACGAGAAGCAGGAGCGAGGGGAGCUGCCUGCCAUCUCUCCCGGCCCCGAGGGCCUCGCCCACUCCACUCUUGAGUACGAUAUCCAGAACUCUUCCAUCAACCUGGACAGCUCGCUCAACCUCAGCACUGACAACAACAGCUCCCUCUUCUUCCUGCAGAACGCAGCUGGCGUGGGCCUCAAUGACUCCCUGGACCUCAGCAAGAAGCAGGCAGAGGCCACCGAGGGCCCGUCCCCAAGCAGAGCCGGGGCCGCGCCCCCGGAGAGGAGCACAGGGGCACCGGGCUCCGGGGACGUGGAGGACGAGGACGACUCUUCCCAAGAGGAUGAAGAGGACGAUGAGGAGGAGAUGAAUGAAGAGGAGGAGGAUGAUGAAGAGGAGGAUGACGAUGAUGAUGAUGAGGAGGAUGAGGAGGAGGAAGACCUGAACACAGAUUCUGAAGAAUCGCUGCCGGACCCUGAAGGCCUGGCCGCUAAAGAAGAUGGAGAACCAGAGGAGGGUGCUUCUUCCACAGACCAUGGCGAUGCUUCCAGGCCUCAGGGCGAGCCAGCCCUCACUCCAGCCCCAGCUCCUGCCCCCGCUCCAGCUCCGGCUGCUGCCUCAGCCUCCACCGUUGCUCCAGAAGCUUCUCCUUAA
Agelaius phoeniceus (red-winged blackbird) is the source of this 7110-nucleotide messenger RNA. The record is from RefSeq and is a predicted model, not a curated record. NCBI's taxonomy places the organism in Eukaryota, Metazoa, Chordata, Aves, Passeriformes, Icteridae.